CUUUACUGGUUUGCCUAAAUCGAGUUUGCGAUCACGUCUAUUAUCAAAAAUAUUUUUAUCGUUGAACAUUAUUUUUCCUCGUGAGUUUAUAAUUGUUAUAGUGAACUCAGGCGGUUCAUUGUUUUAUCGGUACUUAUUCUUAAACGUCUUGAGUGAUCAUUUCGAGUUUUCGUUAACUUACGCGUGGAAAGCAAUCUACUGUACGUUUGGAGUGGACGUCAUCGGACAACGAGAAAAUGUACAAACUACCUAGCCUAGUGAAAACGGCGUACUACGCGUGCAACGACUUCGAACGUAACAGGUUUGACUUGCUGCACACGCCGGAUAUCGAUAUGCGAAAUUGUUGCCAGUCGCUGUUAGAAUUAUUCAAAGUCGACAAAGACCAAGACGGGCGCAACGAUAGGCAGACAAUGUUCAGGCGGUCUCAGUUCGCCAUCAAUGACGAUAUGUUUAAACACAUAUGCGAGAAGGCAGCGUUCAACGGGCACAUCGAUUGCCUGAAACUAGCACACGAGAUUGGCGUCCAUUGGGACACCGUGCCUGGAUUGGCCAAUUUCAGAGGCAAGGCGUGUGAUCUGGCUGCGAAAUCAGGCAAUCUGGAAUGUCUAAGGUACGCUUUUGAGAACGGGUGUCCAUUUGAUGAGGAUACAUGCAGCAACGCCGCGUUGAACGGUCAUCUGGAGUGCCUGACUUUCACACGGGAAAACCAUUGCCCUUGGGACGAGGAUACGUGCAGCAGCGCCGCAUUGAACGGUCAUCUGGAGUGCCUCACUUACGCACGGGAAAACGGAUGUCCCUGGGACGAGAAUACGUGCUGCAACGCAGCGACAAACGGUCACCUGGAGUGCCUGACUUACGCACGGGAAACCCAUUGUCCUUGGGACGAGGAUACGUGCAGCAGCGCCGCGUUGAACGGUCAUCUGGAGUGCCUCACUUACGCACGGAAAAACGGAUGUCCCUGGGACGAGAGUACGUGCAGCAACGCAGCAACGAACGGUCACCUGCAGUGCCUAGCUUACGCCUUUGAGAACAGGUGUCCCUGGGACGAGGAUACGUGCAGCAGCGCCGCGUUGAAAGGUCACCUGCAGUGCCUAGCUUACGCCUUUGAGAACGGGUGUCCCUGGGACGAGGAUACGUGCAGCAGAGCCGCGUUGAACGGUCACCUGCAGUGCCUAGCUUACGCUUUUGAGAACAGGUGUCCCUGGGAUGAGGUUACGUGCAGCAGCGCCACGUUGAACGGUCAUCUGAAGUGCCUAGCUUACGCUUUUGAGAACGGGUGUCCCUGGGAUGAGGUUUCGUGCAGCAGCGCCACGUUGAACGGUCAUCUGAAGUGCCUAGCUUACGCUUUUGAGAACGGGUGUCCCUGGGACGAGGUUACGUGCGGCACUGCAGCGAUGAACGGUCACCUGGACUGUCUGGUAUACGCACGGGAAAACAGGUGCCCUUGGGACCAGCAUACGUGCAGCGUCGCUGCGUUAAAUGGUCACCUGCAAUGCAUAGCUUACGCCUUUGAGAAUGGGUGUCCCUGGGACGAGGAUACGUGCAGCAGCGCCGCGUUAAACGGUCACCUGGAGUGCCUGACUUACGCAUGGGAAAACCAUUGCCCUUGGGACGAGGAUACGUGCAGCAGUGCCGCGUUGAACUGUCAUCUGGAGUGCCUCACUUAUGCACGGGAAAACGGAUGUCCCUGGGACGAGAAUACGUGCAGCAGCGCUGCGUUGAAAGGUCACCUGCAGUGCCUAGCUUACGCCUUUGAGAACGGGUGUCCCUGGGACGAGAAUACGUGCAGCAACGCAGCGACGAACGGUCACCUGCAGUGCCUAGCUUAUGCCAUUGAGAACGGGUGUCCCUGGGACGAGGAUACGUGCAGCAGAGCCGCGUUGAACGGUCACCUGCAAUGCCUUGCUUACGCCUUUGAGAACGGGUGUCCCUGGGACGAGGAUACGUGCAGUAACGCAGCGAUGAACGGUCACUUGGAGUGCCUGACUUACGCACGAGAAAACCAUUGCCCUUGGGACGAGGAUACAUGCAGCAGCGCUGCGUUGAACGGUCAUCUGGAGUGCCUCACUUACGCACGGGAAAAUGGAUGUCCCUGGGACGAGAAUACGUGCAGCAACGCAGCGACGAACGGUCACCUAGAGUGCCUGACUUAUGCACGAGAAAACAAUUGCCCUUGGGACGAGGAUACGUGCAGCAGCGCCGCGUUCAACGGUCAUCUGGAGUGCCUGACUUACGCACGGGAAAACCAUUGCCCUUGGGACGAGGAUACGUGCAGCAGUUCCGCGUUGAACGGUCAUCUGGAGUGCCUCACUUACGCACGGGAAAAUGGAUGUCCCUGGGACGAGAAUACGUGCAGCAACGCAGCGACGAACGGUCACCUAGAGUGCCUGACUUAUGCACGAGAAAACCAUUGCCCUUGGGACGAGGAUACGUGCAGCAGCGCCGCGUUGAACGGUCAUCUGGAGUGCCUCACUUACGCACGGGAAAACGGAUGUCCCUGGGACGAGAGUACGUGCAGCAACGCAUCAACGAACGGUCACCUGGAGUGCCUGACUUACGCAUGGGAAAACCAUUGCCCUUGGGACGAUGAUACGUGCAGCAGUGCCGCGUUGAACGGUCAUCUGGAGUGCCUCACUUACGCACGGGAAAACGGAUGUCCCUGGGACGAGAAUACGUGCAGCAACGCAGCAACGAACGGUCACCUGGAGUGCCUGACUUACGCACGGGAAAACCAUUGCGCUUGGGACGAUGUUACGUGCAGCAGCGCCGCGUUGAACGGUCACCUUCAGUGCCUAGCUUACGCCUUUGAGAACGGGUGUUCCUGGGACGAGGAUACGUGCAGCAGAGCCGCGUUGAACGGUCACCUUCAGUGCCUAGCUUACGCUUUUGAGAACGGGUGUCCCUGGGACGAGGAUACGUGCAGCAGCGCCGCGUUGAACGGUCAUCUGAAGUGCCUAGCAUACGCCUUUGAGAACGGGUGUCCCUGGGACGAGGUUACGUGCAGCAGCGCCGCGGAGAACGGUCACCUGGAGUGCCUGGUGUACGCACGGGAAAACGGGUGCCUGUGGAACUCGCUAACGUGCAACUUCGCAGCGUACGGUGAAUAGUUUGACUGUCUGGGACGUUGGAGAUUUCUCGAACGAUGAUCUAACUCGAAAUGCGCUGAAUACGCCAGUGAAAUAUGUCCCCGA
This is a messenger RNA of Metopolophium dirhodum (rose-grain aphid), 3191 nucleotides long. Its product is annotated as proprotein convertase subtilisin/kexin type 5-like. The coding region runs from base 237 to 3107 and encodes 956 amino acids. The record is from RefSeq and is a predicted model, not a curated record. Lineage: Eukaryota; Metazoa; Arthropoda; Insecta; Hemiptera; Aphididae. The transcript has a single exon.